UCGUUGACAGAAACAACUUGAAUUGUUACAUCUCGUUGUGUUGUUGUACUCCGGUGGCUGGCUAGCUAAAAUUGUCCCUUUCCUAAAUUAGCCAUGUAUGGAGAUAGGGAUUUGGACUUGUGGUUUUACUUCAUUCUCUGUACUGGCCAGUGAUUAUAACAUGAUUCUGAUCCAACCAUUAAUUCAUACAUUGUUGUGCCCCUGGCCUGAGAGGAUAUGUCCAGAAGCUAAAUGUAGAAAGCUUAUGUUAACUCGCUUACAUUGCCCAUGAAUGGAAGUUAGGCUAGCGAGCAAGAUAGACCGUUUUGUCAACAUGAAAGAGAGGAGGAUGACAUUGGCGUUUCUCUACAAGUAAGAUCUCAGGGUUGGGAGCCAUGGAGACGAAUGGGUCAGUGAUGUCUCUGCAGGAUGGAGAGAAGACUCGUCUGAGUUCAGGUUCCAAUGAAACUUCCACACGCUACGGUUCCAUAGCUGACAGCCUUCCUACUGAUGAACCAUCCACAGUGGAGACAACAGUCCUCUCUCCACGACGCUCCUAUAUAACAGUAGCUGUGCUCUGUUAUGUCAACUUAAUCAAUUACAUGGACCGAUACACAAUCGCAGGGGUCCUUCUCAGUAUCCAGAAGUUCUUUGAUAUAACUGACAGCACGUCUGGACUACUACAAACAGUUUUCAUCUGCAGUUUCAUUAUUUUGGCUCCAAUCUUUGGGUACCUUGGCGACCGCUACAACAGGAAGUUCAUCAUGAUUGGCGGGCUGAGUGUGUGGGUGGUGAUGACUCUGGGCAGCUCUUUUGUCACAGAAUCGUAUUUCUGGCUGCUGGUGCUGUUGAGAGCCCUGGUGGGGACAGGAGAGGCCAGCUACUCCACCAUCGCCCCUACCAUCAUAGGAGACCUGUUCUCUGGAGCCAAGAGGACCGUCAUGAUCUCUGCCUUCUACAUCUUCAUCCCUGUUGGAAGUGGUCUGGGAUACAUAAUAGGAUCCUCUGUUGCCAAUGCCACUGGAGACUGGCGUUGGGCCUUACGGCUCAAUCCCAUCCUGGGUUCCCUGGGUCUGCUCCUGCUGGCUGUGUUGUGCCCCAACCCCCCACGAGGGGCCUCUGACGCCCAUGGAGGAAGUACCAUAGAGCACACCUCUUACCUGGAGGACGUCAAGUACCUUCUGAAAAAUAAGAGUUUUGUGUGGUCGUCUCUGGGAGUUACUGCCAUGGCUUUUCUGACUGGAGCUCUGGCCUUCUGGACACCCACCUUCCUGAGCCGAGCUCGGGUCACUCAGGGCAUCCAGCCACCCUGCGACACCUCCGACAGUUACAUCUUCGGGGUGGUGACGGUGGUGACGGGUAUUUUGGGUGUUUCGUUGGGCAGCACCAUCUCCAGGAGACUGAGGGACAGGGUGCCCAACGCAGACCCCCUCAUCUGUGCUGUGGGCAUGCUCAGCUCCGCCCCCUGCUUCUUCGGCGCCAUCGUACUGGCGUCUACAAGCAUCCCUGCCACUUAUGUGUUCAUCGGCAUUGGGGAGACUCUAUUGUCACUGAACUGGGCCGUUCUAGCUGAUAUCCUACUGUAUGUGGUGGUGCCAACCAGGAGAGCUACAGCUGAAGCUCUGCAAAUCAUGGUCUGUCAUCUCCUAGGAGAUGCCGGAAGCCCUUACCUGAUAGGAGCUAUCUCAGACGCUCUGCGUACAUACCAGCCUGACUCUCAUACGUGGAGUUUCCGUAGUCUGGAGUACAGUUUCCUGCUCUGCCCUUUCGUAGGGGUCCUGGGUGGGCUCUUCUUCCUCAUGACAGCCCUCUACAUCACAAAGGACAGGAAGAACGCAGAGCUACUCACUGCAGGGGUGUGUGAUCCAGUACAUCCUCCUACUCAGUUUAGUGCUAUGGCAGGCUCCACAGAUUGCUGAGGUGAAACUGGGAUCCUUGGAGGACACUCAGGCUAGAGGAAGAUAUUUUACAUUAGAUGUUGUUUGGUAUGUGACCAAACUGAGAGUUCGGGUGACUGACUGUGGUACCCCAGACCACUCUAUACGAGAAAAUAAUGGAACUGGUAAAAAAAAAAUCAUAUAGAACGAUUCCAAAGCUGCACACUGAUCCAAAGAAAAUGAGUUGUGAUCCAUCGUACACAGAACUGUUGUUAAAUGAUGUGCCUUUUAUUACAAAAAAAUGUACACCAUUUUAUAAUUACUGUCUUUUUGUCUGACCACAUCAAUGUUUUUAUCUCACACAACCUUAAUUGGGGUGGCAGUUAGCUAGUGCUUAAGAGCGUUGGGCCAGUAACUGAAAUGUGGCUAGAUCGAAUCCCCGAGCUGACAAGGUAAAAACCUGUUGUUCUGCCCCAUGAACAAGGCAGUUAACCCACUGUUCACCGGUAGGCCGUCAUUUUAAGUGAGAAUUUGUUCUUAACUGACUUACCAAGUUAAAUAAAGUUUUUUUUUUUUUUAUCUAAAAAAUAAUAAUGGUCCUUGUAGUGUCCUAAACCAUACCUGCCUCUGAACAACUGAAUUCUCUGGGGAACAAACCAGCAACAAUUGAAAAAAAAACAUUUAAGACCAGCGGAUGAAUCUGUCAACCCAUCCAUUUUGUUAGGACGUUCCAGGUUGACCUCUCCCUCCCCAGGCCCAAGCUUCCCUCUCCCUCCCCAGGCCCAAGCUUCCCUCUCCCUCCCCAGGCCCAAGCUUCCCUCGACCCACCCAGCAGCCAGCUGCUUCUUGCUAAUGAGGACGGUAGGGGGCCUGAGGCUGGGCUGUAGCAGGAGGUCCUGGGUUUGAGAUGGAGGCUUCUCCACUCCACCUCACAGUGUGCAAGGGAAUCCCCUGCUAAUUCUCACUUUUUUCUAGCUUGGUCAAUCCACCUAUUAAAAUAACUGCAAAAUGAUUAGAAUAAUGACCAUUUGGCAAAGAAAUGUGGAGUUUAGUUGCUGUUGAGUAUAUGUACACUGAACAAAAAUAUAAAAGCAACAUGCAACAAUUGAAAAGAUUUUUACUGAGUUACAUAUAAGGAAAUCGGUAAAUUGAAAUAAAUGAAUUAGGCAGUAAUCUAUGUAUUUCACAUGACUGGGCAGGGGUGCAGCCAUGGGUGGGCCUUGGAGGCCAUAGGCCCACUCACUUGGCAGCCAGGCCCACCCACUGGGAAGCUAGGCCCAGCCAAUCAGAAUUAGUUUUUCCCAACAAAAGAGCUUUAUUACAGACAGAAAUACUCCAUGUUUUCCCCAGCACAAGGUACACCUGUGUAAUGAUCAUUCUGUUUAAUCAGCUUCUUCGUAUGCCACACCUGUCAGGUGGAUGGGUUAUCUUGGCAAAGGAGAAAUGCUCACUAACAGGGAUGUAAACAAAUGUGUGCACAAAAUUUGAGAGAAAUAAGCUUUUUGUGCGCAUGGAAAAUGUCUGGUGAUUUUUUUAUUUCAGCUCAUGAAACAUGGGACCAACACUUUACAUGUUGCAAUUAUAUUUUUGUUAAGUGUAAAUAUGUGUGUGUUUCUAUCAAAGUAAAACAUUUGGUGUAUUUAAAGUCUUGUCUUGCCCAGUGCUCUUUGAGCCUAUGUUGCACACUUUUUUCAGUCUAAUCAUAUUCACUUGAAAUAGCCAUGUUUCAUCAGGAAAACAAUACAUGCAGUUAUUCAGAGAGCAACAAAUCAAAUCAAAUGUAUUUAUAUAGCCCUUCGCACAUCAGCUGGUAUCUCAAAGUGCUGUACAGAAACCCAGCCUAAAACCCCAAACAGCAAGCAAUGCAGGUGUUGAAGCACAGUGGCUAGGAAAAACUCCCUAGAAAUGCCAAAACCUAGGAAGAAACCUAGAGAGGAACCAGGCUAUGAGGGGUGGCCAGUCCUUUUCUGGCUGUGCCGGGUGGAGAUUAUAACAGAACAUGGCCAAGAUGUUCAAAUGUUCAUAAAUGACCAGCACUUGGCUGUAGAACAGUUCAGUUGAAACUGAGCAGGAAUUAAAUACAUUACAAUAAUUUUCUGAGAGUUUAACAGAGAAACUUUUGAAUAUGCCUAUUAAUUUUGCAGGAUGUGACUGUAGUCUACCAUUAGGAAGGCUGCUUGUGUUCUGAGCAGAUAUUAGGUACACGUAAUGUCUGUCCUGACAGUAUACUGGUAUUACUGGCUGUGUGGAGACUGAAUGGGGCUUUAAUAUCCCUGAGUUCUGGGCUCUAGCUAUUAAUGAGCUUGGUACCCUCCAUCACCUGAAUAAUAAGCGAAGCUGUUAAGAGGUCAUCUAUUUCUACCAACAUUCGAGAUGCUGCUAUCCCACGUGUUUCUCAUAAUGGUACUGUUCCACUCCUAACCAACCAGAAUGAUAUAAAAAAAGUUUUUUUUUUUUUUUUUUUACAACCAGUACUUGAAGUUCAGGGUGGAUUCAAAACGAUAAAGUAAUAAAUGGCGCCACCUGGUGCCCGGAUAGCAAUUUACAGUAGAUCUCACAGGGGAAGAGCUAAAUUCCUGACAUUUAAUCCUAGUAAAAAUUCCCUGUCUUGGGUCAGUUAGGAUCACCACUAUUUUAAGAAUGUGAAAUGUCAAAAUAAUGGUAGAGAGAAUGAUUUAUUUCAGCUUUUAUUUCUUUCAUCACAUUCCCAGUGGGUCAGAAGUUUACAUACACUCAAUUAGUAUUUGGUAGCAUUGCCUUUAAAUUGUUUAACUUGGGUCAAACAUUUCAGGUAGCUUCCCACAAUAAGUUGGGUGAAUUUUGUCCCAUUCCUCCUGACAGAGCUGGUUUAACUGAGUCAGGUUUGUAGGCCUCCUUGCUCGCACAUGCUUUUUCAGUUCUGCCCACACAUUUUCUAUAGGAUUGAGGUCAGGGCUUUGUGAUGGCCUCUCCAAUACCUUGACUUUGUGUUCGGUAACCUAUUUUGCCACAACUUUGGAAGUAUGCUUGGGGUCAUUGUGCAUUUGGAAGACCUAUUUGCGACCAAGCUUUAACUUCCUGACUGAUGUCUUGAGAUGUUGCUUCAUUAUAUCCACAUAAUUUUCCUGCCUCAUGAUGCCAUCUAUUUUGUGAAGUGCACCAGUUCCUCCUGCAGCAAAGCACCCCCACAACAUGAUGCUGCCACCCCCGUGUUUCACGGAUGGGGUGGUGUUCUUCGGCUUGCAAGCCUCCCCCUUUUUACUCCAAACAUAACGAUGGUCAUUAUGGCCAAACAGUUCUAUUUUUGUUUCAUCAGAUCAGAGAACAUUUCUCCAAAAAGUACAAUCUUUGUCCCCAUGUGCAGUUGCAAACCGUAGUCUGGCUUUUUUUAUGGCAGUUUUGGAGCAGUGGAUUCUUACUUGCUGAGCAGCCUUUCAGGUUACGUCGAUAUAGGACUGGUUUAACUGUGGAUAUAGAUACUUUUGUACCUGAUUCCUCCACCAUCUUCACAAGGUCCUUUGCUGUUGUUCUGGGAUUGAUUUGCACUUUUUGCACCAAAGUACGUUCAUCUCUAGGAGACAACGCAUCUCCUUCCUGAGCGGUAUGAUGGUUGCGUGGUCCCAUGGUGUUUAUACUUACGUACUAUUGUUUGUACAGAUGAAUGUGGUACCUUCAGGCGUAGGCCUUGAAAUACAUCCACAGGUACACCUCCAAUUGACUCAAAUUAUGUCAAUUAGCCUAUCAGAAGGUUCUAAAGCCAUGACAUCAUUUUCUGGGAUUUUCCAAGCUGUUUAAAGGCACAGUCAACUUAGUGUAUGUAAACUUCUGACCCACUGGAUCUGUGAUACAGUGAAUUAUAAGUGAAAUAAUCUGUCUCUGUAAACAAUUUUUGCAAAAAUUACUUGUGUCAUGCACAAAGUAGAUGUCCUCACCGACUUUAUUUGUGAACAAGAAAUUUGCGAAGUGGUUGUAAAAUUAGUUUUAAUAAUUCCAACCUAAGUGUAUGUAAACUUCCUACUUCAAUUGUAUGACACAUCGCACCUCACUCAGUGUCAGAUGGUUACAACACAGCAUUGACAUUAUAAAUUCAAACAUUUAUUUAACAAAUAAACAAAUUCAACAUGUAUUGUACGUCAACAGGGAUUGGCUAAAUCAUGAAUGUAAAAAUAGCUAAUAAAUAGAGGAGAAAAUUAUCAAGUAAAUUAACUUUAAAAAUGUAUUUGAUAAUGUUACUUUGCUGGCUACAAUGUUUCAAUUUGCUGUUGUGGCAAAAUCAAUUUGAUUUCAUCCCAGCAGGAAUGCAGAGAACCAAAAUAUUCCUUCGGGGAAGCUCCCAAGCCAUCAAGAACCACGCCUCACGCCAUUGGCCGUUCGAUAGCCACGCUUUCACCGCCGCGUUCAUGUCAUGCCCUGACCUUAGUUCCUUUUUUAUGUCUCUAUUUUGGUUGGUCAGGGCGUGAGUUUGGGUGGGCAUUCUAUGUCUGAUGUUCUAUGUUGUUCUAUGUUUUGUAUUUCUAUGUGUUUGGCCUGGUAUGGUUCCCAAUCAGAGGCAGCUGUCUAUCGUUGUCUCUAAUUGAGAACAAUACUUAGGUAGCCUUUUCCCACCUGUGUUUGUGGGUAGUUGUUUUCUGUUUUGUGUAUUGCACCUUGCAGAACUGUUCGUUUGCCGUGCUUUUGUUCAGUGUUUGUAUUUAUUAAAAGUAUUAUGGACACGUA
Molecule: messenger RNA, 6551 nt
Organism: Salvelinus fontinalis (brook trout)
Lineage: Eukaryota; Metazoa; Chordata; Actinopteri; Salmoniformes; Salmonidae
Gene: spns3
Product: SPNS lysolipid transporter 3, sphingosine-1-phosphate (putative)
Exons: 13
Coding region: 375-1898 (507 amino acids)
Biological process (GO): transmembrane transport
Cellular component (GO): membrane
Molecular function (GO): transmembrane transporter activity
Source: RefSeq, a predicted model, not a curated record